AUGACUGACCUGGCCUUGUUCGAUCUGAGAUGUUAUCCUACUGAGAUCCUGUCCACAAUUCUGGCUAAUUAUUGCAGUCGAAGGGAUAUCUUGAGUUUGUGGUUGGCCGCCAUUGGAAGCGACGAAUACGUCGAACUGUUGUGGCCAUUGCUGGUAAACUACACCGACACAGCACUUAGAACAUUGCUUGAUGGCCAGUUUGGUGAUCAGUAUCAUGAAGAACACGAAGUCCAUUAUCAUCAUCAAGAGUCAGUAAGGAAAAGGAGACGGGUGCCAGCUUGCCUUCAGACAUUGAUCCACGACGAGUUGAACAGUGCAAUGACUCCUCGUCUGGAAGAAGAAUCGUCCAAAAGCUCCAACUUCGAAACCCAAAGGACUCGGACAGGACAGCUCUAUACACGCUUGCAACUUAUAGCCUAUCAUGAAACCUUACAUGGUGUGCUGUGGUCUGGUCGAAUGGAGUUUUCCAUACCGAGAAACAUGCGAUCUUAUCAAGAAGAACGGUUGACCGCCUCGGUCAAGCUUUGCUGUUUUGGAGGUACCGUUGGUGAUAAUAGUAAUAAUAAUAAUAAUGGUAAGCAACAUGGCCGAACAUCUUUCCAAGGCAAACCGACUCCAGAUGCUGGUGGUUGUGAAAAAGAAAUGCAAGCCUGGUCCUUUGUCAAUCUGCGAGCUUGGAACACUUGUUUUCCUGAGUGGCUGAGCGUGGUGCAGUUGCGAUCGCAAAGGUACAAUUUUGUUCCCAUUCCCCCAUAUGGGCGAUUGCAGGGAAUCAGUGACCAAGACAAGGCUAUUAUACAACGAGUUCGCUUGACCUUGGAAGAGAGUGAUCACGUCAUGACAUUGAUUGUCCGCAACAAUCGAAUGAUUCUACGAAUCAUCAGUCCCAACCAAGCCCGUCGACGGCUCCAAGCAUUUCCUUCUUUGUCGAAUAAAUUUCAGCAAUUGGCAGCUACGGAAGGAUUAUUGUGUUGUUGGGAACGGACGGAAUUAUGGGAAGACGAGCUCAAGUUGGGAUACAUCUCCAAGGAGGAGAGGCUCGAAGCUGUGACGUCGAUACUCACCCGAUACCAUUCACGCCAUUCUAUAGUAGAUAAUAAGAAUUUUUAA
Cylindrotheca closterium is the source of this 1110-nucleotide messenger RNA. The record is from the annotation of a GenBank genome assembly. Lineage: Eukaryota; Bacillariophyta; Bacillariophyceae; Bacillariales; Bacillariaceae.